This is a messenger RNA of Eublepharis macularius, 3601 nucleotides long. It is a transcript of the gene RIPK4, whose product is annotated as receptor interacting serine/threonine kinase 4. Gene Ontology annotation, biological process: protein phosphorylation. The coding region runs from base 72 to 2441 and encodes 789 amino acids. Gene Ontology annotation, molecular function: protein binding; protein kinase activity; ATP binding. Lineage: Eukaryota; Metazoa; Chordata; Lepidosauria; Squamata; Eublepharidae. The transcript has 8 exons. The record is from RefSeq and is a predicted model, not a curated record.
CGGAGGAGGCGGCGGGCGGUCGACCGGUUCGGCAGCGCUGUCACACUGGAAGAGCAGAGCCGGGGGGCCGCAUGGAGAAGGCGGGUGGCUCCCCGUGGGCCAUGGGGCUGCUGAAGACCUUCGACUCUGGCGAGUUCGUCAGCUGGGAGAAGAUUGGCUCCGGGGGCUUCGGGCAGGUGUACAAGGUCCGCCACGUCCACUGGAAAACGUGGCUCGCCAUCAAGUGCUCGCCCAGCCUGCAUGUGGAUGAGAAAGAGCGCUUGGAACUGUUGGAAGAAGCCAAGAAAAUGGAAAUGGCAAAGUUUCGUUACAUCCUUCCAGUUUAUGGCAUUUGUAAGGAGCCAGUGGGCUUGGUCAUGGAAUAUAUGGAGACAGGGUCGCUGGAAAAGCUCCUGGCCUCAGAACCGCUACCUUGGAAGCUGCGCUUCCGAAUCAUCCAUGAGACAGCUGUGGGCAUGAACUUUCUUCAUUGUAUGUCUCCACCCCUGUUACAUCUGGACCUUAAGCCUGCAAACAUAUUACUUGAUGCUCAUUAUCAUGUCAAGAUUUCUGAUUUUGGAUUAGCCAAGUGCAAUGGUCUUUCUCAUUCCCACAAUCUCAGCAUUGAUGGACUUUGUGGCACAAUUGCAUAUCUGCCUCCUGAACGCAUUAAAGAGAAGACCAGAUAUUUUGACACCAAGCAUGAUGUCUACAGUUUUUCCAUUGUUAUCUGGGGAGUCCUCACACAGAAGAAGCCUUUUUCAGAAGAAAAUAACAUUCUACAUAUUAUGGUGAAAGUUGUUAAUGGCCACCGUCCAGAAUUGCCAGCUCCCUCUAAAUCCAGUCCCCACGUGUGUAAUAAUUUGAUCAAACUGAUGCAAAAGUGCUGGCAGGACGACCCUAACAGGAGACCAACGUUUCAAGAAAUCACUUCUGAGACAGAAGAUCUUUACGAAAAACCAGAACAUGAAAAUAAAGAAGUGAUAGUUCAGGAAGAUGCAAAGAAUACUCAAGAGUUGUACUCUCAGGAAAUGUCUGUAUUAUCCCAACUGAAACAGGCGUCUGAUCCCACAUCGGUUAAGGAUUUCAGUCUCUCAGAGUUGUUGUCCCAGCUGGAUUCAGGAAUUUCACAGACAGAAGAGCCUGAAGAGCUCAGCCGCUGUGCCUCUGAAUCCAGGCUUGCUUCCAGCGAUAAGAGGCUUUCUGGAGUGUCUUCCGUGGACUCGGCAUUUUCUUCACGAGGUUCCUUGUCACUAUCAUUUGAGAGAGAGAAUUCUGGGAGUGAUAUUGGCACAACUGAUAUUCAGAAAAGAAAGCUGACAGAGGCGAUCAUAUCUGGGGACACAGGCAAACUGAUGAAGAUUCUUCAGCCUCAGGAUGUUGACCUUGUUUUAGAUGGCAACUCCAGCCUUCUGCAUUUGGCAGUUGAGUCAGGCCAAGAAGAAUGUGUCAAGUGGCUUCUCCUGUAUAAUGCCAACCCCAAUAUGACCAACAAGAGAGGCUCUACUCCCCUCCACGUAGCUAUAGAGAGAAAGAACAAGAGCAUUGUGGAGCUGCUCCUGUCCAGGAAAAUUAAUGUGAAUGCAAAAGAUGAGGACCAGUGGACAGCCCUUCACUUUGCUGCCCAGAAUGGUGAUGAGUUUAGCAUGAGAAUGCUGCUUGAAAAGAAUUCCUUGCUAAAUGAAGUGGACUUUGAAGGGAGGGCUCCUAUCCACAUUGCCUGCCAGCAUGGCCAAGAGAACAUAGUGCGAAUCUUCCUCAGAAGAGGGGUUAACAUAGAUAUGAAAGGAAAGGAUGACUGGGUGCCUUUGCAUUAUGCUGCCUGGCAGGGUCAUCUACCCAUUGUAAAACUUCUGGCUAAGCAGCCAGGUGUAAAUGUGAAUGCACAGACAGUGGAUGGAAGAACCCCAUUGCACCUGGCAGCUCAGAGAGGGCAUUACAGAGUGGCCCGUAUCCUUGUAGAACUGCAGUCCAGUGUCAAUAUCAGAAAUGUGUUUCUUCAUACUGCUCUCCACAUAGCUGCUGAAACUGGUCACACCAGUACAUCUAGGCUACUUCUCAACCGGGGAGCAGAUGUGGAAGCAGUGACAGCAGAAGGGUAUACUGCCCUCCACCUGGCAGCUCGCAAUGGCCACCUGUCCACUGCCAAGCUCCUGAUUGAGGAAGGUGCUGAUAUCCUAGCUAGGGGCCCUUCAAACAGGACGGCACUUCACUUUGCUGCUGAAAAUGGACAUGAUGAAGUUGUAGAGGAACUUCUCAACUCAGAAAAUAUAAAUGAUCCUGAUGAGGAGGGGUCAAUAGCUCUACAUCUUGCAGCAAAAGGUGGACACACUCAUGUGGUUGAGGUUCUCUUAAAGCAUGGUGCCCUCACCAAUGCACAAAACCUUGCAUUUCAGACCCCAUUGCAAUUGGCUAAGCAAAGUGGGAACAGUGCUAUGAUCAUGCUGUUCAGUGAAACAUAAGUAAACAGAUGGUGCUUGCUUGGGUGUUGAUCUUUCCAAUGAGACUGUGGAGACUGCAAACUGCCUUUGCAGGGAGGUCCUCUUGGACUGCUGUUAUGGAACAUACUUAUAUUUUGUGGGCCAAUCUGAAUUCCGGCCAAGCAGAAGCUACCUGUAGCAGUGCUGGCAAAUCAACUGAGUGAGCAUGGAAGCAAGAGCCAGCAAAAUCAUGAGCACAGUCUGCUACUUUCCUAAAUGCAGAGUUGAGCAAGCCUUAUGUAACGAUACUGUAUUUCUGGUCCUUCAGAGCAAAGAGGGGCUUGACUCUCUCCAUGGUGUGAGGAGCAUCUUUAAAUAGGGUUAAGCAAAUGCUUGUCUUUUGUAAUGUAAAGUCCAAUAUCUAAUAUUUCAAUUGUUUUUUACAUUUAUAUAAAUGAUUAGAGGGGCAUAAUGCCACUCUAGAACAUUUUUGAAAUAAUUUGUGUAUAUUUUCAUUAUGUAAAAGUCAGUCUGAAAAUUGGCAUUGAUGGAAGAAAGUAGUUUUAAUCUGUUCUUGAAAUGCCGGAUUCCUAAAGCACAAGGGGGGGGGGUUGGAGGGGGGGGGAAGAAUGUGUAAAAGACUGAUUUCAGUGCCUCACAUUUCUGUAUUCUAAGACGGUAACAGUUUUCCAUGGUUGUCAUUGGCUAGUGCUUGCAGUAAGAACUGUAAGCCUCCUAAUGCUAAGUCUAGGGAGUGUUACAUAGAAAUUCAUUUCUGAAAUACAGCGCUAGCUUAUGUCUAUACAGGGUGUCAGCACUGGAAACGAGUGCCAGAAGGCAACUUGGAACCCACAAAAGCAGGUGGAGGCCCAGAUAUGGCACAUUCUCCCACUCUGUUGACCUUAAUAGUAUUUGUCCUUUGUGCUGCUUUAAUAGUUUUUCAGGGUCCUCAAUCCCCAAGCUGAUGUUGGAGUGUGGUGGGGCCAAUGCUCCCCAAAAAUUAAGCACCUGGAGGGCCAAAUAAAAAAAAAUUCAGUCUGUGCCCUCAGGUACACCACCUCUGGUGCAUACAGAUGAUGUUGUUGAUGGCUGUAUAUCAAUAUGAAUGGAAUGAAAUGUAAAAAAGGGGUGGUUGUUGUGGGUUUUCCGGGCUGUAUUGCCGUGGUCUUGGCAUUGUAGUUCCUGACGUUUCGCCAGCAGCU